Effrenium voratum is the source of this 702-nucleotide messenger RNA. Lineage: Eukaryota; Dinophyceae; Suessiales; Symbiodiniaceae. The record is from the annotation of a GenBank genome assembly.
AUGCACUACCAGCCCCAGCUGCCAGUGCUUCAGUGCUUGACCUUGCACGUGGCAGCCGGGCAGAAGCUGGGCCUGGUGGGGCGCACGGGCAGCGGCAAGAGCUCGCUGCUGGCGGCGCUGUUGCGGACCACGGAGCUCUCCUUGGGCCAAGUCUUGGUGGACGGUGUGGACAUUCGCCGGGUCCCUCUGGCUCGGUUGCGCGCAGCGGUGUCCUUGGUUCCGCAGGAGCCCGUCCUCUGGAGCGGCACUGUGGCGGAGAAUUUGGACCCCGCCCAACGCGCUUUGCCCAAAGACCUGGAGGAUGCCCUGUGCAAGGUUCACCUCGACAAGAAGUUGGACAUGGGCUCCGAUACCAGGGUCGAGAUGCGGGGGAAUAACUUCAGUCUCGGUGAGAGGCAGCUGUUAUGUAUUGCACGGUGCAUCGCACGCCACAGUCGGAUAGUACUGGUGGAUGAAGCUACCAGCUGUGUGGAUGGCGAGACGGAUGCGCUGAUUCAGGACGCCCUGCAUCGCCAAUUCAAGGGCGUCACCAUGCUGGUGGUGGCGCAUCGCCUGCAGACGAUCAUGGAUGCAGAUCUGAUCGCGGUCCUGGAUGCGGGGAAAGUGGUGGAGACAGGCGCUCCAGGACAGCUGCUUGCCGAGCAGACUCGUUUUGCGGCACUCUGUGAGAAGGCGCCGCUCUCGUCGCUUCUGAGCCUUUGA